Messenger RNA from Rubroshorea leprosula, 1564 nucleotides. NCBI's taxonomy places the organism in Eukaryota, Viridiplantae, Streptophyta, Magnoliopsida, Malvales, Dipterocarpaceae. The record is from the annotation of a GenBank genome assembly.
UCAAAAAAACUUAUGUUAAUGCCUGAAUUCUCCGAGGAGAAGUGGUUGUUUGGUCCCCAAUUUUUUUGCUUUUUUCCCCAAUUCCAGUCUGUUUUUGAUCGUCAUGGAUCCGCAACACCAAGAUCCACCGCCAAUUCCCUUUUCAAAGACCUCGAAUUCGUAUAACAUAAUGAAUAAUUCGUCCUUGUGGUUCGAAAUCCGGCUGUUUUACGUUCGCAUAGCGCCGUCCGUCAUCGGAAGCGUACCGGACCACCUCACGCUCUCCCACGUCCAUCGGGAGAUUGGGGUGUCCCUCGAAAUUAAUGGGUCCAGGGUUCCUGCUUCUGAGGCUGCCUCCCUCACUCUACGCCGCGACCGUAUCAAUAAGGAAGCCUCGGAGGUCACGUAUUUGAGUACUGAUAGCGUGCGGGUCACCGGGGGAGUGGAGUUUGAGGUGUAUGAGAAAGAGAAGAUUGUUUUGUUGUGUGGGUCUUUGGAGAGGAUGGAGGGAGAGUGGAGUAUGGAUUGUUAUAUGGCAACGGCGGCGAUGGAGUCGGGGAAUUCGGCCUUCUUUCUCCCGAAGAUGGGGGUAUCCGCUCCGGGGAUUGAGGUGUAUAUUGCUGGGUGUUCCGCGGGCGAGCCUGUGAUAUUGACAAAGACGCUGCAUGCGAGUCCGAGGAGGAAAGGUGGGUUGAGGCAUGUUGGGAUGUUGGAUGCAAUACCGGAGGAUGAGGAGAUUGGAAAGGAGAAUAAGGCUGGUGGUGGUGGAGGGAGUAAGAGCGUACUUCGACCCCGGAAAUUGCAGCUUACAGAAGGUGAUGUUGGUGAUUACCAAUUGGAUGAGAAAAUUGGACGCGGUUACUACUCAGAAGAAAUGUAUGCUGGCGAGGACGGCCAACUUUCAUGGUUUAACGCUGGCGUUAGAGUUGGUGUUGGGAUUGGCCUCGGGAUGUGCCUUGGGAUUGGAGUUGGAGUUGGAUUGUUAAUGCGGUCGUAUCAAGCAACUACCAGGAAUUUUAGAAGAAGGUUUCUCUGAUCUGGAACUUUAUCUUUACACCUGAAUAUUUGUUUGCUCUGGUUGAAUAAGGAUAUCUUUCGGGAUUUUGAUAGAAAGCUGGAAGAUUUUAGGAUAGGCUGGUGCUAAAGUAUGGGAAGAACAAGAUGGUAUUCCAAAUCUCAAAAACAUGACUUAAAGAGGUUGGUUGUUUGGGUUGUAUAGUUUUUUCUUUUUCAUGUUAAAAACUCUUAGAAGAUCUGCUGCAAGUCUUUCCCUAUUUCCUUGGGAUGCUGUUUCAAGUGGAAGGUUAGAAGAACUAGCUUAGCUUUCAAAGACAAGAAAGUGCCACAAAUUUGAAACAUUCGAUGAGCCUGAAGGAGAUAUAAGACUUGCUCUGCGAUGUGAGCCUUCUUCCUUGAGAUUGUAUGUACCGUUACAUAUCAUGUAGAAAAUUUGUGUUUUGUUAGGAAACCUAGUGGUAUAUUUUUUACAUUGAAUUUCAACCUAGAGUGAUUCUUCCAUUCAAUUCAUUGGUUGCAAGCCGUGCGCUCUGCAUUUUUUUGAGACUAAUAAAAGUUCCUUCUUGUG